This is a messenger RNA of Lactuca saligna, 342 nucleotides long. The record is from the annotation of a GenBank genome assembly. Lineage: Eukaryota; Viridiplantae; Streptophyta; Magnoliopsida; Asterales; Asteraceae.
AUGCAUGUGUUUCUUUUUAGAUUAAAAAGGGGAAAUCUAGAAUUCGCAAAAGUUCACAACUCAGCUAUCUUUCUUGAAACUCCGCCAGCAGCUCACAAAGAUCUAAAAUUCAUUGUUGAAGGUCUGAAGAAAUGUUAUCUGGUUCAUGAUUUAACAACCAGCUCGACAAUUUAUCAGAAUUUCAUCAAAGAUUUCUGGAGAAGUGCAGUCGUGAAGAAAGAUGACAAAGACAAAAAGUACCUUAAAGCCACUAUUCAAGGAAAGAAGAUUCAAGUUUCAGAAAGUAUUAUUCGAGAAUCACUUCAAAUUGAUGACAAAAGCAAUAUAUUCAAUCGAAAUUGA